AUUAAAGAUUUCAUUUCAGUAUCAGAACAAGCUUGCAAGAGUACGAACGUUUGUUGUGUUAUACGAAAUCUAGUGUGCAAAAAAAAAACGUAAAACAUGCCACGACGUGGACGUGCAGCAAAUCCUCCACCAAGGACGGUUAGACGAACAUCAGCUCCAGUCGCAGCUCCUGCACAACCUGCACAUACUCCUGCACAUGCUCCUGCAGCAACACCAAUGAUGGCUCAACCUCAGCAGCCAUCCCUCAUGGGACAAAUGGCUGCUACUGCUGGAGGUGUCGCUAUAGGUUCUGCUGUUGGUCAUACUAUUGGACAUGCAGUAACUGGACUUUUCAGUGGAGGAUCUAGUGAAUCUGCUGUUGCACCUGCAGCACCUGCUGUAGCACAAAGUGCACCAGCUUCUGCACCUAUUGGUGGAGCUUGUGCUUGGGAAGUAAAACAAUUUUUGGAAUGUGCUAAUAAUCAAUCUGAUCUUACACUGUGCGAAGGGUUUAAUGAAGCUCUCCGUCAAUGCAAAGCAGCUAAUAAUGUAGUUUAAACGAGUAUCUUCCCAAAAGCAUUUGGAUGAUAGAAGAAAUUUAGGAGCUCAGCAUCAUGUGAAUUAAUUUAAUAAAUCUUAUAAAAAUUUGGAUUUAAUUUACAAUAAAUAAAAAUUAUGUUAAAAUUAUUAUUAAUAUGUAUUAGACAAUAUCUUUGUAUGUAUAGAAGUGAAAUAAAUUGACUUCUAUUUACACAUA
Messenger RNA from Apis laboriosa (Himalayan honeybee), 736 nucleotides. It is a transcript of the gene Chchd2, whose product is annotated as coiled-coil-helix-coiled-coil-helix domain-containing protein 10, mitochondrial. The transcript is spliced from 3 exons. Bases 97 to 537 code for a protein of 146 amino acids. Lineage: Eukaryota; Metazoa; Arthropoda; Insecta; Hymenoptera; Apidae. Gene Ontology annotation, cellular component: mitochondrion; nucleus. Gene Ontology annotation, biological process: mitochondrion organization. The record is from RefSeq and is a predicted model, not a curated record.